Daphnia pulicaria is the source of this 1912-nucleotide messenger RNA. Its product is annotated as UDP-glycosyltransferase UGT5-like. Bases 125 to 1726 code for a protein of 533 amino acids. Gene Ontology annotation, molecular function: UDP-glycosyltransferase activity. The record is from RefSeq and is a predicted model, not a curated record. Lineage: Eukaryota; Metazoa; Arthropoda; Branchiopoda; Diplostraca; Daphniidae. The transcript has 2 exons.
CAUUCGUGGUUACAAAGCCGCGGACGUCUCUUGUUCUUUCCUCUGAUUCGAGCUUCAAAUUAAUUCGAUUUACCGAGCGAUUUACAUUUACUGUGCCACUCGGUGCCGCUCAAAUUGAACGAGAAUGAGAUAUGUGGUAAGGAUUAGUUUGACGGUGUGCCUACUGGUAGGCCUAUCAGUGAUCCCUGAAUUGUCAGCUUACAACCUCCUGUUCUUGUCGCCGAUUACGACUCCCAGUCACAGCAAUUUCUUCAAGCCGGUGGUGAAGGCGAUGGUCGAUCGCGGCCACUUUGUUACCUACUACAGCGGAUUAAAACACAACAACCAGCAAAUGGCGACUAAUAAUCAAACGAUCCAUUUCCGUCCAUUGAGCAGCUCGCCAGUGCUGCACAAGAUCAGCACCGAUCACCAAGUGGAUUUCAACAUUCGAGACAAACCGUUUCUGUUUCUCUCGCAACUCCCACAGCGGAUGGAGAACUAUUGCAACACAAUCUACAACGAUCCGGCCUUUCAGCAAUUAAUCAACACGACCGAAAAGUUCGAUCUCAUCGUCAUCGAGGGCUACUUGAACGAUUGCGUUCUGCCGCUGGUGCGAAUCCUCGACGUGCCGUUCAUCUACAUGAGCGGCGUUGCCCCAAUGCCGUGGCUGCUCAACGCCAUCGGAUCGCCACUGGCCACCGAUCACGUUCCCAAUGUCGUUCACAGCUUCACUGACGAGAUGAAUUUCUGGCAACGAACAGCCAAUUCCGUUUCCUCUAUAAUAGGUGGGGUUUACCUUCGUCAUUGGUUCGUUAUGCCCGUGGUGGAUCGGAUGGCUCAGAAAAUGUUGGGCAAAAACCUGCCCGCCAUUGAAGAGAUUGAACGUCGUUACCUGAGUUUAUUGAUUGUCAACACUCAUUCCAGCAUCAAUUAUCAGAUGCCAUUGUCACCGGCCAUCAUCCAAGCCGGCGGAUUGCACUGCGUCCCCCCUAAAACGUUGCCGGAAGAGCUGGAAUCGUUUGUCGACGGUUCCGGUGAUGCUGGAUUCAUUAUCGUCAGUUUUGGCUCAGUCCUAAAAGGCGCCAACAUGCCGAACAACUUCCGCCGCAUAUUUUUGUCCGCAUUCGCUCGGUUACCACAGAGGGUUCUGUGGAAAUGGGAAGAUCAACCCGGGGAAAACGACUCCAUUCCAUCCAACGUCAAAUUGCUCCCGUGGAUGCCUCAACAGGAUUUAUUGGGUCAUCCGAAAAUCCGUCUGUUCAUCACCCACGGCGGAUUGUUUAGUAACCAAGAGGCCGUCUACCACGGCGUCCCACUUAUCGUUAUGCCCAUCUUUGCCGACCAGCCCAUAAACGCCCAAAAGGCUCACGACGCCGGGUACGCCAUUCGUGUUGAUUUGGACAGUGUGACGGAAGAGAUUCUAUUUGACGCCAUCCAGCGGAUCCUUACAGAUCCCAAAUAUGCUGAGAAAAUGAAUCAAGUAUCGGCCCUGGCACGCGAUCAAAUGGAAAGUCCACUGGACCGGGCCGUCUACUGGAUUGAGUACGUCAUCCGGCAUCAGGGCGCACCUCACCUUCGUAUUGCUUCGCGCAAACUUUCCCUUUUCCAGCGCUAUCUCUUCGACGUUUUAUUCUUUGUCUUGUUUUCGGCGCUUUCGUUUUUCUUUCUAGUCUUUUACCUCUGCCGGAACAUCAUCUGUUCGAAUUGCCGGGUGAAAAUGAAUGGCCAGAAAAAAAAGACGAAUUGAUUUCUGCAUGUUUUGCACUUUCACUGUUGAAACUCCAACUGGCCGGCCCUGGCGACCCGAGCCUCUUAUUAAUUGGUCUAAAUUUAUUCAGACGUCUUAAAAGAAUGUUCCGUUAUUACUUUUAAUGAUUUUGUAGAAAUUCUAAUUGUUUUCAUUCACCAAUUAAAUACAAUGGUAUAAAGAUCA